Molecule: messenger RNA, 2160 nt
Organism: Polyodon spathula (Mississippi paddlefish)
Lineage: Eukaryota; Metazoa; Chordata; Actinopteri; Acipenseriformes; Polyodontidae
Gene: dlat
Product: dihydrolipoamide S-acetyltransferase (E2 component of pyruvate dehydrogenase complex)
Exons: 14
Coding region: 124-2040 (638 amino acids)
Biological process (GO): pyruvate decarboxylation to acetyl-CoA
Cellular component (GO): pyruvate dehydrogenase complex
Molecular function (GO): dihydrolipoyllysine-residue acetyltransferase activity
Source: RefSeq, a predicted model, not a curated record
UAUUUAAACCGGGGGGCGUCGUGCACAACACAAGCACAGAAACGCGCUGAAAGCACAAACAUAGCCCGAGAUAGUCCUCCUGCAGCCUGCCCCGGGGUUGUCGUUUAACGAGAAGAAAUCGCAAUGCUUCGCUGGGCGGUGCGGCUGCGGCAGUCUGCGCGCUGGGCUCCCCGGCCCUUCCCCGGCUCGGCCCCGGGCUCGGGCUCGGGGUCCUGUCGGCUCCGGCGCUACCAUUCCGGGGGGGCUAGUCGGGUCCGGUCCGUCUGCAGUUCCGCAGGGCUCUGCGGCAAAGCUGCCUUCGUGCAGGGCAACAAGGCCGCCACUUACCAGGGGAGGAGAUGGUACAGCCUGCCGCCCCACCAGAAAGUAUUGCUCCCGUCACUGUCCCCCACCAUGCAGAUGGGCACCAUCGCUCGCUGGGAGAAGAAAGAAGGAGAUAAGAUCAACGAGGGAGAUCUGCUAGCAGAGGUGGAGACGGACAAGGCCACUGUGGGCUUUGAGCUGAUGGAGGACUGCUACCUGGCCAAGAUCCUGGUAGCCGAGGGAACCAGGGAUGUGCCAGUCGGAGGUGUUAUAUGUAUAACUGUAGAACAACCUGAGUUUGUUGCUGCAUUUAAAGAUUACACUCAGCAAGAUGCUGCAGCCUCUGCCCCGCCCCCUGCCAGUGCAGCAGCCCAGCCCCCUGCUGUAGCCACGCCCCCCCAGGCCCCGGGCAGCUCCUACCCGCCUCACAUGAAGGUCUUGUUGCCUGCCCUGUCCCCUACCAUGACCAUGGGCACGGUGCAGAGAUGGGAGAAGAAGCUGGGAGAGAAGCUGAGCGAAGGGGAUCUGCUGGCUGAGAUUGAGACAGACAAAGCUACGAUAGGUUUUGAGGUUCAAGAAGAAGGAUACCUGGCUAAGAUCAUGGUUUCAGAAGGAACGAGAGAUGUGCCUCUGGGGACCCCCCUGUGUAUUAUAGUCGAGAAGGAGUCUGAUAUCCAAGCUUUUGCUGAUUAUGUGGAGACUGGAGUGGCAGAAAUGACAACCCCGCCUCCUCCUCCCCCGAGCCCGGUGGCUGCAGUCGCCCCCUCUCCCCAGCUCUCCACCCCUCCCUCCACACAGAGCCAGUCUGCCGUCGCUGCUGCAAAGAAGGGCCGGGUGUUCGCCAGCCCCCUGGCAAAGAAACUGGCAGCUGAGAAAGGCAUUGACGUGGCUCAGGUUACAGGUACUGGUCCAGAUGGAAGAGUGACAAGGAAGGAUAUAGAGACCUUUGUGUCUCCAAAGACAGCACCUGCCCCCUCAGUGACUGCGGCCCCCCCUCCUGCAGCAGCCCCCUCUACAGCAGCCACGGCAGCAGUGCCCACCGGCACCUUCACUGACGUGCCCAUCAGCAACAUCCGCAGGGUUAUUGCCCAGCGCCUGGUGCAGUCCAAACAGACCAUCCCUCAUUAUUACCUGUCUAUCGAUGUGAACAUGGACCAGGUGCUGGAGCUGAGGAAAGAGCUCAAUGAGGAAGUGAAGUCUGACCACAUCAAGCUGUCUGUGAAUGACUUUAUCAUCAAAGCCUCGGCUCUGUCUUGCUUGAAGGUGCCUGAAGCGAACUCCUCUUGGCUGGACACAGUAAUCAGACAAAACCACGUCGUUGACGUUAGCGUCGCAGUGAGCACUCCUAAUGGCCUCAUCACUCCCAUUGUGUUCAACGCUCACAUCAAGGGACUGGCCGGCAUCAGCAAAGAUGUGACCUCGCUGGCUGACAAGGCGCGACAGGGCAAACUACAGCCUCACGAAUUCCAGGGUGGCACUUUCACAAUCUCCAACCUGGGCAUGUUUGGGAUCAAGAACUUCUCUGCCAUCAUCAACCCCCCGCAGGCCUGCAUUCUUGCUGUGGGAGGCUCAGAGAAGAGGCUUCUGCCAGCUGACAACGAGAGAGGGUUUGAUGUUGCCAGUAUGAUGUCAGUCACCCUGAGCUGUGAUCACCGUGUUGUGGACGGGGCUGUGGGUGCGCAGUGGCUUGCAGAGUUCAGGAAGUUCCUUGAAAAACCAACAACCAUGUUGCUGUAAAGCCAGUGUAAACCCAGCCAGCCAUGGGAGUCAACCACCUAGGAGUCAAGUGUUUUCAUAUAUAUGUAUGUUACAUACGUAUGUGUGUGUGUGUGUGUGUGUGUGUGUGUGUGUGUGUGU